Torulaspora globosa is the source of this 1965-nucleotide messenger RNA. RefSeq names its product cleavage polyadenylation factor subunit RNA14 (gene RNA14). The transcript has a single exon. The record is from RefSeq and is a predicted model, not a curated record. Gene Ontology annotation, biological process: mRNA 3'-end processing. NCBI's taxonomy places the organism in Eukaryota, Fungi, Ascomycota, Saccharomycetes, Saccharomycetales, Saccharomycetaceae. Bases 1 to 1965 code for a protein of 654 amino acids. Gene Ontology annotation, cellular component: nucleus. Gene Ontology annotation, molecular function: mRNA binding; protein binding.
AUGUCAGGCGGCGCGACUCCAACAUUGAGUGUCGACGCAAGCAACAAAUCAUUGACACCACCUACUGCAGCAGUCCAGAGGGAUCCCAGCGACAUAGAGGGCCGAAUUAGGGAUAAGAUUGAAAGGAAUCCAGUGGAUAUUUUGGCAUAUCUCGAAUUGGUGCAGUAUUACGAGUCUCGAGACGCUUUCGAGGACUCUAGGAAGAUAUAUACAGAACUACAUAAUAAAUUCCCAUUCUAUUCACCCCUAUGGACGCUGCAGUUGAAGGGCGAAUUACAACGAGAUGAGUUUAAGGUGGUUGAGAGGCUGCUGGCCGAAUGUCUCUCUGGCGAGAAAGCGAACAACGAUUUACAAUUGUGGUCAACGUAUCUGGAUUAUGUCCGUCGAACGAAUAAUUUGAUUACUGGUGGCCAGGAGGCCCGUGCGGUUGUGAUGAAGGCGUUUCAAUUAGUGAUGGAAAAAUGCGCAGUGUUUGAACCACGUUCUUCGUCCUUCUGGAGCGAGUAUCUGGGGUUUUUGGAGCAAUGGAAGCCUGUCAACAAGUGGGAAGACCAACAACGUAUCGACAUGAUAAGACGGCUUUACAAGAGGAUGUUGUGUGUGCCUUUCGAAAGCAUCGAGAAAAAUUGGAACAGAUACACACAAUGGGAACAGGAAGUCAAUUCAUUGACGGCUAGAAAAUUCAUUGGCGAGCUGUCGCCAGAUUAUAUGAAGGCUCGGUCUUUGUAUCAAGAAUGGUCUCAACUGACAAGAGGCUUGAGGCGGUCUCCUCCAUCGAGCCUGUCGACCGCUAAUAAGAAUACGAUUCCGUCGAUUGAUGAGGAGCUAGACCCAAAUCAGCUCAGAAUUUGGCUCAGAUGGAUCGAAUGGGAGAAAGAGAACAAAUUGGGGCUGGAAAACGAAAUGUUGCAGUCUAGAAUUUUAUAUGUGUACAAGCAAGGCAUACAGCAUAUGCUCUUUGCGGCUGAAAUGUGGUAUGAUUACGCUAUGUUCAUAUCCGAUGCCACAGAACGCUGCCAAAUUCUAAGCACUGCUGUACGUGCGAACCCAACUUCCCCAUCUCUCACUUUCAAGCUUGCCGAAUGCUACGAGCUGGAUAACAAAUACGAUUUGGUUCAGAAAUGUUUCGAGGAUUGUACACAAAGUUUACUGCGUGAAUAUCAUUUGAUGUUGGCUAGUGAGAAUGAAUUCAGGAUUUACAAGCAGAAGAAAAAGAUGACAUUCGUCAACUGUAUAUAUAUGAACACAAUGAAGCGACUAUCGGGGCUAUCAGCUGCUCGAUCAGUUUUUGGUAAAUGUCGUAAACUGAAGAACAAUCUAACCCACGACAUUUACAUUGAGAAUGCAUAUCUGGAAUUUCAGAACCAAAAUGACUAUAAGACUGCCUGCAAGGUGUUAGAACUCGGUCUAAAAUAUUUUCAGGAAGACGCCGCCUACAUUAACAAGUAUAUGGAUUUUUUGAUUGUAAUCAACAAGGACUCCCAAAUCAAAACUCUUUUCGAGACAUCUGUCGAGAAGUUAAAGGAUCUUGAAGGUUUGAGGUCGAUAUACAAGAAAAUGAUAAGCUACGAAUCCAAGUUCGGUACUUUAAACAAUGUCUAUUCUCUAGAAAAGAGAUUCUUCGAGAGAUUUCCUCAUGAAAACCUGAUCGAGGUUUUUGCCGAUCGCUAUAGGGUCCAAGAUGAGAACUUGAUUAAGCAGUUAGAGUUGACCUAUAUGAACGAUGAUAAGUACUCGGAAACAGACGAUAUGUUGAGCUCCUCAUUGAAGAGAAGUCGGGGAAGCCAAGCAAACGGUCAGUCUCAUAAGAAAAUGAAGAGAGGGCCCGCAGUGCCCAACGAGAUCAUUGACUUACUUGCCAUUAUCCCCAAACGCCAAUACUUCAAAGCUGCCUUAUUAGAUCCCCAAAAUCUUGUCACUUACUUGAACGAACAAGUUGAACUUCCACCACCAAGUCAUGUUUAG